This is a messenger RNA of Linum trigynum, 1029 nucleotides long. NCBI's taxonomy places the organism in Eukaryota, Viridiplantae, Streptophyta, Magnoliopsida, Malpighiales, Linaceae. The record is from the annotation of a GenBank genome assembly.
AUGGCCGGAAUACGUAUGCCGCCGGAAGAAUCCGACAUCUCUCAGCAGCAAAUCCGAGCUGCAUCGGCCGUCGCCACUGAUCUGGUCUCCGACGACGACAGGUCCGUUGCCGCCGACUCUUGGUCCAUUAAGAGCGACUAUGGAAGCACCCUCGACGACGAGCAGCGCCAUGCCGAUGCGACCGAUGCUCUCUGCGCAUCCAACUUCCGUGCGGCCUCAGAUUACAGUUCUGACAAGGAAGAGCCAGAUGCUGAAGUUGUGACAUCAACGCUUGGGCUUCAGAGUUACUGGGAUUCUGCGUAUGCAGACGAGUUAUCAAAUUUCCGCGAACAUGGCCAUGCUGGUGAAGUAUGGUUUGGGGGUGAUGUCAUGGAUGUUGUUGCUUCUUGGACGAAAAGCUUGUGCAAUGACAUCUCCCAGGGUCACAGCACAAACCAUGUUAACGAUACCAAAUCUUCAUCUGUUGAAGAUGGUGAUAAGCAUUUGUCUACUUGGAGUGUGCUUGACAUUGGGACUGGCAAUGGUUUGCUCCUCCAGGAACUUGCUAAGCAGGGGUUCUCUGAUUUAACUGGGGUUGAUUAUAGUGAGGGGGCAAUCGAACUUGCACGAAAUCUGGCUGAUCGUGAUGGGUUUUCCUAUAUCAAUUUCCUGGUCGAUGAUGUCCUGGAAACAAAGUUAGAGAGGCAGUUUCGUGUUGUCAUUGAUAAAGGGACAUUAGACGCGAUAGGAUUGCAUCCAGAUGGCCCGAUAAAGAGGGUCAUGUACUGGGACUCGGUGUCAAAGCUGGUUGCUUCUGGUGGUCUGUUGGUCAUUACCUCAUGUAACAACACCAAAGAUGAAUUGAUGCAAGAAGUGGAGAACUUCAAUCAAAGGAGAGGGGAGGCAUCUCCAGAAAAGGAGCAGGAAGUACCAGCAUCAGCAGCUACCUGUCAAUUCAGAUACGUGGAUCACGUUCGGACGUAUCCUACGUUCAUGUUUGGUGGAUCGGUGGGAUCGAGGGUUGCCACUGUGGCAUUCGUCCGAAGCUGA